Messenger RNA from Aspergillus alliaceus, 1049 nucleotides. RefSeq lists its product as uncharacterized. The record is from RefSeq and is a predicted model, not a curated record. NCBI's taxonomy places the organism in Eukaryota, Fungi, Ascomycota, Eurotiomycetes, Eurotiales, Aspergillaceae. The coding region runs from base 248 to 892 and encodes 214 amino acids. The transcript has 3 exons.
GGACAGCGGACGCUAUCGGAGUUAAUAGCUCCCGCCGCCCACUUUAACCCCACAUGUCUUAAAGGGAGAGAGAAACGCGAAGAAAAACAAUUUCACCAAUUAAAUUAAAUGGCAGUUCUAUAGGUCUCGACUCGAUAAUUACAUGAACAUAUGGAGGUGAUAUUCAGACAGCAAUACUAACGAUAUCAUCUCCAGCGCUCUGUCCUAUUCUCAACCCCAUUUCUCCGUGUCCCGAAAUUCAAUCAAGAUGGGUUUAUUGUCAUCCAAAACGCUGAUCCAGGCACACGCCUUAUUUCUCUUUAUUCUCGCAAUCUAUCUCACAAGGUCACCAGAAGUCAUCACGAAUUCGGAUGUAGUUUUUAUGCUAGGAGAGACGUUGCAACUAGAUACUGCUCCAUCCCUUUCACGUCCUCAAUCGCCCUUCGCGCUAUGCGGUAUCCUCCUCAUUGCCGAUGCUCUCGUCGAUCUUAUCCUUGUCACCAAGGUCCCUCGCAUCAAUGAAAUCAUUGCAAUGGCAGAAAUCGCUCGGUCCGCGGCUCCCACGUCUAUCGCUGGAGCUAUGCGAACGAAUCCAUUCCUAGGACGUCUCGCCGCGCUCUACUCGGAAAUCUGGACAUUGCUCUCUGCAUCUCGCUUUUGUCUUUUCUUCGCUGUGUCGUUUUUCAUAUACCAGAGUAAGCCGUCGGCUUGGGGUAUGGAUGCCGGAGAUACAGUUGGUGGGUAUGGAGCUGGACAAGAACACUCUUCUGGGUUAGAUCAGUUAAAGAACAGGGUGAUCUUCACUUAUGGAUUUAUGGAAAUGAUGUUCUGGCUUUGGAUUUUCCUUACCCUUCGCGAAGAACGACAGGAGAUCGCAGUUCGAUUUGCAGAACAAGAUCAACAAGCAUCAUAGACUCACUCCUUUGACCACGCGAACGGGUGCGAUACCCUUUAAGAUGGACUCGCUGCUACAAGGGAAACUAAACAAUCUUAAGUAGCAUGCAUAUUCCCCUUUCAUCCCGCCAAUGCAUUCUUCGAGUGGACGUUUAAGAUAACUAGAAUAUUGACCU